AUGCUCCAUAUUCUAGAAAGGGUCACAGGGACUAGUACUGGUGCUGUGGGCCGUGGGUCAAUUUUAGAACGACUCUGGUUGAAUGGAGCGAAAAUCUUCAAGGUGGCGACUGGAUAUGAACGCUGUGUGCGAUUUGAGGAUGGCCUUCGGGAUGAGUUACGAGUCUUAAUAGCUGUGCAGAGGGAGCGAGAUUUCGCUGCCCUGAUUGAAAAGGAAAAAAUCACCGAGGAUGUGAAGUGCUCUGAGAGCCAGAACCGUGAGAAGGAUAGAAGGCCUAGAAAGAAAGUCAGGUUUGAUGGACCAGUCCGAGUUGGGGUUUUUGUUGCAAGACCACAGCCUUGUGCUGAUUGUGGGAGACAUCAUCUGGGUGAGUGCUGGAAAAAGAUCGGAGCAUGUUUCAAAUGUGGGUCUAUUGAGCAUCAAGUUAAGAAUUUUCUUCAGAGGCCUGUUCAGAUGCAAGUUACAGAUAGUGGUGUAGGAAAUAUUGAGGAGAGGCAGCCAGCACUGGUCUAUGCUGCUCGGCAUCGAGAGGAUGGUGAUGCUCCAGAUGUUAUAAUCGGUACAUUCCUAAUUCAUAAUGUACCUUACACUGCUUUAAUUGAUAUAAGGUCUACGCAUUCAUACACUGCAUGCACUGUGUCUGGCACCUUGGAUAUCAUGUGUGAGAGUACUGUUAAUGAGAUGACUGUAUUAAGUCCACUGGGACAAUCAGUAAGGGUAGACAAGUUGUUUAGAUAUGUACCCCUAGAGGUUCAAGGAGUUAUAUUUCUAGCAGAUUUGAUGGAGCUACCGUUUAGUGAAUUCGACCUAAUCUUGGGAAUGGAUUGGUUGGUUAAACACCGUGUAAGUUUGGAUUGUGCUGCUAAGUGUAUGGUGUUAAAGACUAUUGAAGAUGAGGAGGUGGCUGUGAUUGGGGAGCGAAGGGACUUUCUGUCUAAUGUGAUUUCUGCAUUAAGGGCCGAUAAGCUAGUUUGUAAGGGUUGUGAGGCGUUUCUAGCCUAUGUUGGUGUAUCAAAUUCUGAAGGUCUUUUUGUUGGAGAUAUUAGAACGGUUAAGGAUUUCUCUGAUGUAUUUCCUGAUGAGCUCCCUAGGUUACCUCCGAGCCGCGAAGUUGAAUUUGGUAAUGAGCUCCUGCCAGGAACAACUCCAAUGUCAAUCGCCCCUUAUAGGAUGGCACUGAAAAAGCUGGUGGAAUUAAAAGCUCAAAUCCAAGAAUUAUUGGAUCGAGGUUUCAUUCGACCUAGCGUGUCACCAAAGGAAGCACCAGUGUUGUUCUUGAGAGUUAAGGAGGCUGUUGUGUAUAAGACUGCGUUUAGGAUUCGUUAUGGUCAUUACGAGUUCCUAGUGAUACCGUUUGGGCUGACGAAUGCACCAGCAGCCUUCAUGGACUUGAUGAAUCGAGUAUUCCAACCCUACUUGGAUCGGUUCGUGGUGGUAUUUAUAGACGAUAUCUUGGUGUAUUCGAGAAUCGAGGAUGAGCAUGAUGCACAUCUCCGAAUUGUUUUGUAG
Messenger RNA from Gossypium raimondii (Peruvian cotton), 1509 nucleotides. RefSeq lists its product as uncharacterized. The coding region runs from base 1 to 1509 and encodes 502 amino acids. NCBI's taxonomy places the organism in Eukaryota, Viridiplantae, Streptophyta, Magnoliopsida, Malvales, Malvaceae. The record is from RefSeq and is a predicted model, not a curated record. The transcript has 5 exons.